UUUGUUUUUAUUAUUUUAAUCUCCUUUUCUUGUUUAAUAAGAAGACCCAUUUUUCAGUUUCGUUUUUGGUUAAUUCUUGAUGGUUAUUGGGACGAAAUGGCCGUGGAACUAAUGAUGGGUUUUGGGAUCGACAGUUUCGCAGCCAACACCACCACCAACAUGGAAGAGAAUGCCGUGAAGGAAGCUGCUUCAGCUGGGAUUCAGAGCGUGGAGAAAUUCUUGAGACUUGUCUCUCAACAAAAUCACCAUCAACAAUACCACCAAGAUGUGACGGAGUACAGAGAAGUUGCAGAUGUGGCUGUGAACAAGUUCAAGAAGGUCAUUUCGUUGCUCGACAAAGGAAGAACUGGCCACGCUCGUUUCAGAAGAGCUCCUCUAUCUUUACCAUCUUCAUCAUCUCCUCCUUCUGAUCAUGCUCCAACUCAGGAAAAUCCAUCUGGAUCUUCAGUUCUCGAAGUUAUACCAAUAAAUCACCAGAAGCCAGAGCACGGCGGCUCUGCUUUCAAGGUUUAUUGUCCGACGCCGGUUUUGCGUUUGCCUCCUCUGCCUCACAACCACAACCAGCAGGUCCAGCCUCGCCAUAAUCACCACCACCAGGUAAAUAAUGCUCCGAGUUUGUUGGGCAAAAAUGGUUCUGUGGACAAGAAGGAAUCGGGUACGACAAUCAAUUUCUCGCCGUCGCCGUCGAUCUCCGCCGCCAAUUCGUUCAUGUCGACUCUUACUGGGGACACCGAUAGUACUAUCCAGCCCUCGCUUUCUUCUGGGUUUCAGCUCACUAAUCUGUCGCAGUCCUCGGGAAAACCGCCUCUCUCGUCGUCGUCGUACAAGAGGAAGUGCAGCUCCGUGGACGACGCUGCUUUGAGGUGUGGUUCGUCUUCUGAACGGUGCCACUGUUCGAAGAAAAGCAGGAAAUCUAAAGUGAAGAGAGUAAUCAGAGUCCCGGCAAUCAGUAUGAAGAUGGCAGAUAUUCCACCGGAUGAGUACUCAUGGAGAAAAUACGGCCAGAAACCCAUCAAAGGCUCACCUCAUCCACGUGGAUAUUACAAGUGCAGUAGCCUGAGAGGCUGCCCAGCGCGGAAACACGUGGAACGCGCUCUAGACGAUCCGGCGAUGCUAAUUGUGACGUACGAAGGCGAUCAUAACCACACUCAGUCUGUCUCGGAAGCAACGGCUUCCGCCCUUGUCCUUGAAUCAUCGUAGUCAACUGGUCGGACGGCUGAGAAUUUGAAUUAUCGUCAUCAACUAAUCCGACGGCAGAGGAUUUGAAUCAUCGUAUAGUUAACUGAUCGGACGGCUGAGGAUUCGUCUCUGUUAAAAAACAGUAUUAUUAUAGUCACCGGCAAUGAGUGGAGUUAUAGUCAACUAUGGGGCAUUGGGCACCGUCUCCGAGAAGUUAGUGGAUACGGCAUGGCCUGCUCAUACAGAAAAAAGCAGUGUAGGAUUCCCUUUUUUUUGUUUUUGUUUUUGUUUUUUAACGCUGGUUUUUGACGUUUUUGGGUUUAGAUUAGAAAUGGAAACGAUAUAUAUGAGGUGGCAUAGAUAUGAUGGAUUUGGUUGGAAGGUCAAUCAUGCUAGGC
Messenger RNA from Morus notabilis, 1577 nucleotides. Its product is annotated as probable WRKY transcription factor 7. The record is from RefSeq and is a predicted model, not a curated record. The transcript has 3 exons. Gene Ontology annotation, molecular function: DNA-binding transcription factor activity; sequence-specific DNA binding. The coding region runs from base 97 to 1200 and encodes 367 amino acids. Gene Ontology annotation, biological process: regulation of DNA-templated transcription. NCBI's taxonomy places the organism in Eukaryota, Viridiplantae, Streptophyta, Magnoliopsida, Rosales, Moraceae.